Messenger RNA from Zymoseptoria tritici IPO323, 1017 nucleotides. RefSeq lists its product as uncharacterized. NCBI's taxonomy places the organism in Eukaryota, Fungi, Ascomycota, Dothideomycetes, Mycosphaerellales, Mycosphaerellaceae. Gene Ontology annotation, biological process: NLS-bearing protein import into nucleus; nuclear pore organization; protein localization to nuclear inner membrane. Gene Ontology annotation, cellular component: nuclear pore central transport channel; nuclear pore. Gene Ontology annotation, molecular function: structural constituent of nuclear pore. Bases 1 to 1017 code for a protein of 338 amino acids. The record is from RefSeq and is a predicted model, not a curated record. The transcript has a single exon.
AUGACCAAGCCGGAGAACAAGUCCAUAUUUGGCGCGAGCGCGCAGCAGGGACAGCAGCAACAGCAGCAACAGCAAAAUCAGCCGCAAUCAGGAUCCAUCUUCAACCCGACGACCGUGACAGUGGGAUCGAUGAACCAUACCCUGACGCACGCUCAGUACCAGCGUCUUCAAUUCUCAGGCGCUUCGACAGUACCAAAUGAGAAGCGAAUCGCAGAUCAAGUUGUAACGUUGCAAGCGAAGUGGAACCCGGACAACCCGCCAGACCAACCAGUGACCACAAUCCUCAAGACAUAUCUCUACAACGCCGUGCCCAAAGAGUACGCGCCAUUCUUCUACCCGGACACAUCACGCGGCGAAGAUGAGCAGAGCUGGGAGGAGGCCUUGUCACAAAAGCCAGAACCUCCAAAGGUUGAUGGUCAGGAAGCUUCGAACCUUGCAUAUGUUCCAGUCCUCGUCAAGGGCUUCAAGGCUCUCGCGGGUCGUGUUGAAACGCAGGCGAACAUCAUUAGAGAGAUGCGCGGUCGGCUGCACGAGAUGAACAACUCCUUGACCGCCGUCAUGGACGCGCAUCAACAACGCAUCACCGUGCGCAUCGCAACGGCCAAGCGGCAACAUCAGGCGCUCUCUCAACGGUGUCUACGACUGGCAGUGAAGGUUCAGGUGUUGCGCAAUCGUGGCUACGCUCUGGAUGCAUCAGAGGAGAGUCUCCGCAAGACGUUGAUGGGGCUCGAGAAGCAAGUUUUCGAUCCGGCGUUUGUGGGCAGAGAGGAUGAAAUAUGGGCUCGGAUGGUGGCAUUACGAGAGCGGACACGAUGGUUGGAGGAAGAAGGCAAGCGAGUUGCGGCACGGGCAGAUGAUGCGCAGAGGGCAAGCGGAGCCGCCGGAGUGCCGGAGGAUGUCUUGGUCCGGACGAGGAAGAUCCUCAAGGACUACGAUGAGCAGUUGCAGCAUUUGAACAAGGAGCUGGAGGAUGUGAAGAGGGAGUUCGCCACAUGGGAAGCGUCGCAGAGGAGAUGA